AUGCACCUCAAAUCCCUAACCCUCCUCCUCCUCCCCCUCCUCCACCAAACCACAGCCCAACUCGAAGACGAACCCCAAGAAUACCUAAACUCAACCCACAACAACAACCAACUCUCCCUCUCCUCCCUCUUCCCAUCCGACUCUCUCUCCCCACGCGCCUUCGCCUGCGCCCUAGGCUACGAAGGCUGCACAAAGGCCACAACCAAGUGCUGCCCCUCCACAAAAGACUGCUGCGGCGAGUUCGCGUGCGCCGACUCCUCCGAAGACUGCUGCUCAAACGGCCGGAUCUGCGCGGCUGGCUUUAAAUGCUGCGAGGGGACGAACGGGUGUGCUCCGGUCGACGGGGAGUGUUGUGACGGUGGGUUUUAUUGUCGUGCGGGUAAGAGAUGUGCGUCUACGAAUGGGCAGAAACUUUGCUGUGCUCCUUCGGGGUGUACUGAGCGGGAAAGGGGUGGUGAAGAUGAGUGGGGUCUUGGCGAGCAGACGGGUGGUUACAAUGCUACGAUGAGUAUGGAAGCGCCGACGACGACGACGAUAACGAGGGUGGUUGAUGAUGUGUUGUAUGCUGGGACUAUUAGUUGGACAUACUGGUCUUACUACUGGACCUCUUUCUACCCUUACACCCAGCGAACGGUGACAUCAACCGAAACAACCACAUACACCGUCUUCUCAGUGUUUGCGAAGAACAGCGCGGAAGCGGUCUCUUGGAUUUUGGCGGAGUCGUCGAAGUAUAAUUUCCAGCCGCCUUUUACCGCGACGUAUCUCAGUGCAUCGACGCAUCCUGCUUCGUUGUAUACGGUUACGGAGGCUGCGGCUCCGACUGCUACUUCCCUGUCUUCGUCUGAUACUGGUCUCCAUAAUGGGGUUGAGCCCGGCGAGGAUAACGGUGUUAUUCCGGGGACGGGGGCUCCCGGUGGUGCUGCUGGACUGCGUAUCUCCGGAACCGGCGUUUUGGUUGCUAUUUUGAUUGCUGCUGUUGGUGGGUUGGCUUUUGGACUGUGA
Penicillium bovifimosum is the source of this 1002-nucleotide messenger RNA. RefSeq lists its product as uncharacterized. The transcript has 2 exons. NCBI's taxonomy places the organism in Eukaryota, Fungi, Ascomycota, Eurotiomycetes, Eurotiales, Aspergillaceae. The record is from RefSeq and is a predicted model, not a curated record. The coding region runs from base 1 to 1002 and encodes 333 amino acids.